AUGCCUCGCCUCAAACACCUCCCCUUCACCGACGUCAGCGUGAGGAUGGAUGACACCAAAGCCGUCGUCACCGUGCUCGUCGAUGACCUCAGGACUCUCCGCAUGUCAUGCCGUUGGUAUAGCAAGAUUGAAUCGCCAUCGGAGCCGCUGUUGUUCUUGUGUCACUCGGGCGUCACAGCCGUGUUCACCAAAUACUCGUUGUUCCGCUUACGCGCACCCAAGCUGGCGGUGUUCGAGUGGCGAUGCUGCUAUGCUGACGAGGUGCGCAUUGAGGCCGUGGGUCGCCUCUCCGAUGUCGCCAUCGAGGUUGACGCCGGUAGGACGCGCACGCCGACUCCAAUUGGCCCGGAACCCAAGUACGUGACAAUACAACAACGUGACAAACUUGUGACCGACAUCCUUCAAGGGAUUAUGCCUGGGCUGCAGCCACGCACUUGGAAAGGUGUGACGUGGUAUGUAUAUACUCGACUUUAA
Messenger RNA from Miscanthus lutarioriparius, 474 nucleotides. The record is from the annotation of a GenBank genome assembly. NCBI's taxonomy places the organism in Eukaryota, Viridiplantae, Streptophyta, Magnoliopsida, Poales, Poaceae.